This is a messenger RNA of Ictalurus punctatus (channel catfish), 3510 nucleotides long. RefSeq names its product coiled-coil-helix-coiled-coil-helix domain-containing protein 5. The record is from RefSeq and is a predicted model, not a curated record. The transcript is spliced from 4 exons. Bases 122 to 442 code for a protein of 106 amino acids. Lineage: Eukaryota; Metazoa; Chordata; Actinopteri; Siluriformes; Ictaluridae.
UACACGUCUGCCCAAUCAGAAACGUCGGAAGGAGGAAGCGUGUAGUUCGGCCGGCUGACUAUGCAUGUCCCUCUAAAUUAUUCAACCUUCAUAAGUACUGAUUCAAAUUAAAGUGUCAAACAUGCAGGCAGCAAUGGACAUUACAGCCAAAUUCUGCCAGAAGGAGAUGGAGGAGUACGGAGCCUGCGUGGCCUCUAAUCCGUCAUCGUGGCAAGAGCAGUGUCACCACCUGAAGGUGAAGGUGGCGCAGUGCACCUCCUCUCAUCCGGUGAUUAGGAAGAUCCGGGCAGACUGUGCCGGAGAAUUCGCAGAGUUCGAGCGCUGCCUGAGGGAGAACCAGUCCUCGGCUCAGGCCUGCUCAACACACGUGGCACGCUUUCUGACCUGCGCCAACACGGUGGACAUUAAAGGAUUAGUGAACCCGGAAUCUCAGCCCACAUGAAACCCAACCAGAAACCUUCUUCCAUCACCUCAGGAUUAUGUCAUGGACCUUAUUAACAUAAUACGGUUCUACUUGAGCACAUCUUUUACAUUUUGUAAGAAGUGUCGUGUCUUAGCUGUACAGAGAGACAGCAGUAAGCUGUGAGAUAUUAUGAGUCAGGAAUCGGAUGUCAGUUAUUUGUACACUUCAUGCUUAUAAAAAAUUUUUUUUAGUGAGAAAUCGCAAACCUCCACAUGUUUAAUAAAAGUCGAUCUGUUUUGAACAAACAAAGUGAAGCAUGGUGACGGUAGCAUCAUGUUGAGCGUUAGCCUUGGCUGCUUGCUUGCUUCUCUGAUUAAUAUCCUCUUUACCUCAUCACUGAUGUUUGGUGGACGGCCUCUUCUAGGCAGACUGCAGGGUGUAUGAAAUUUGGGAUGCAUGUUUAUUACUGAACCCUGAUUGUCUUCCUAGACUUGUUUUAAUGCGCACCUAUAAAGGUUUUGAAACGUGCCUAAUUUUGUUUUAAAGUUCUCAUACAAUAGAUUUACACGCAUCUGAGGUCAAAAAACACUUUAACGUGCUCAUAAUUUAAAUUGCAGCAUUACCUUUUCCCCCCAGUGUCAUAAACGACUCGUUAAAUGAUCCGUUCUAAAUGAUUCGUUCUAAACUCCUCCUUUCAGAGAGCAUCCUCUGCUCUGAUUAGUCAGACGUCCCAGUCUGUCGUGAUUGGUCUACCGCUGUCAGCGUGUUUCAAAAAGGAAACGCCCACUACCGUAACGAGUUUCAGCUCCGUCUGUCAGCGAGCGGGCGAUGAAGAACAGAGGCGGGGCUUUUUUGUUAUGAACCUACGUAGGUUAGUACAGGAAGUAAAGUCUGGAAUCACUAACGAGUCGUUCCAGCUGUUCAGAAUCGGUUCCUUCUUUUGGGAGUCGAUAACUCCGUUUGUCGUGCGCUUUGAUUUUUGAAACUUUGCAGACUUUUUACAUUCACAAACAGCUCUAUAACACAUUACAUGAAAGGGAAUGUUUGAAAAACCAUAAUAGCUGCACCUUAAUAGCUCUUUGGUCUUGCCUUUGGGUUCUUCCAGGAACAGAUGUAUUUAUACUGAGAUCGUGUGACUCCUUUCAACUAAUUAUGUCCAGUCUGGUGUCAACUGGUUGCACAAUAACAGGGGUGAAUAUUUAUGCAAACUUCUUUACUUGUAAUUAAGAUUGCAAACUGUAUUUUGUGUAAAUUCAGGACAUUUAAAUCCAUUUCAGUUCUAGGUUGUAAAACUAAAAAUGUGGAGAAGUUCAAGGAGGUGAAUACUUGUGCAAGGCACUGUAUAUAUUGCGUAUAAAAGCUUUUUGUUCAGUGCCUUUGAUCCGAGCAUGCUCUGCCUUUCAUAAAGCCCUCUGUUUGAGUAAUACUUAUAUGAACGUUUUGCGGAGCUUGAAUUCACUGUGUACUGAAAAUGGCUAGAAAUUACAGAGUCCACACAGUCACUCAGGAGUUAUGUAUUUCAGUAUGUUUUAGGAAUAAAUGUAUGGAAAUGCAAUACAUAGCUCCUCUCCAUAUCAUAAUGAAGCUGUGAUAUAGCCGGUGUUUGUUAUAGGAUUUAGAGACGUAAAGGUCUGAUUUAGUCAUUUUUCUUGUCCGUGCUGUUUAAAGACAUGACGGUUAAUCUUUAUCGAGCUUCGCAAAAUAUUUAUUCUAAGCUGUGAGGGUUGGAUGUUGAGUAUUUUCACCCCGGUUCCUCAUGGUUCGUCUCUUUUUUUCUCCCGCCUGAAUCACUGUAUAAUAUUAAACUAAGGAAUGUGUGCCGUCUCUCCCUCAUACCGUGUCUAGCUACCCGCUGGCAGAAGAAUAAAAAGAGUGAAAGAGGGGGAGAUCUGAUGGGUUAGCACAUGCCUUUGACCACUGACGGGAUUUGUGGGAGGACAGGAACACACUGACUAACAUGCCUGACAGGAUUGUUUGUGUUAUUUUCCCCCGAUUAUCGGCUCAGUCACUAGGAGCAAAGAGCAGCCAUAUGUGACCUUCCUCUAGGCCAUUUUCUUUUUUGUUUUUCUUUUGUAAUAUAUUUUAACCUGAUGACAAUCCCAGAUCUAAGACACACUAUUACAAAAUUCUUGAGGGGUGCCAAUAAUUUUACUACAUAUGUUUUUUUGUUGUUUCAUUCAAUUGAAAUGUAAAAAAACAAACAUUUUGCAUAAUGAUCCUAGAAGACAUGAUAUAAAAUUCUUAAAGGGGUGCCAAUAAUUUUGUUACCUGUGCUGUUUGUCACCAACGUAGUAGUUUCUCUAGUUGUUUUUUUUUAAAUAAUUGUGCAUAAUGUUUGCAUAACCUUUUCUUAAUUUUUUUUACCUAACAAAAAUCCCAGAUCUCAGAAAACACAAUAAUGUAACAUUCUUAAGGGGUGCCAAUAAUUUUGCUACAUAGGAGUUUUUUUUGUUAUAGUAACAGUAAAUAUUUUCUCCACCUGCUUUAGAGGAAACGUGUUAAUCGUGUGUAACUGUGUUAUUUUUAAUCUGGCAGUAUUCACAGAUUUAAAAAAAAAAAAAAGAUAUGCUGGUUUAAAGUCAUUUUUGGCUGAAAACCAUCCCAGAUCCUAGAAGACACAAUAACGUAAAGUUCUCAAGGGGUGCCAAUAAUUUGGCUACAUUGAAGGUUUUUGUUACAGUAAUGGUAAAUAUUUUCUCAAUUUUAUUUUUUGUGUGUGUAAUUGUGUCGUUUUCUUUUUUAUCUGACAACAAUCACGUAUCAAAGAUACACUGUUUUCGAGUUCUUAGGGGGUGCCAAUAAUUUUGCGACAUAUCGGUUUGCCUUAGUAGUUUCUUCGGUUGUUUUAAACAAAAAAUGUGAAUAACUGUGCGUACUUAUUUUUCCAUUCAUACUUGAAAAACUAGGAAGACAUGAGGAUUUAAAGUUUUAAGGGGUGCCAAUAAUUUUGCUACAUAGAGUUUUCAUUACAAUAAAGUUAAGUGGCUCCUUCAAUUGUUUUAGAGAGAGUUUUGUAUAAUGUUUACCUGACUACUAUCCCAGAUCAAAUGAUUUGUGCUGCUUUUUUCCUCCCCGGUAAAUAAAAGUUGUUCCUUCAUUUGAAUAUA